CGCGGGCGCGAAAGUUAGAGGAAACAAGGAAGCUUGAAAAUAGAUGACAUAAAUGUGGGCAAUAUCUUCCAUCCGCCAGUCGUUUGGACAUAUUUUUAAGCGAUUACGCAUUCGCUGGAUUUAUCGUCUGCUUGUCUAGGAUCUGCUGGAUUUAUUUUCUUUAAAAAGUCAAUGGCGCACAAUCUUCUUCUUCUGUCAGACUGGUUGAUAUGCCUCGUGAACCACACGAUGUUCCUGACAACUGCGUAGCACAGCCGACUUGGCUAGUAUAAGUCAUCGAUGUACACACUUUUCUAAUCUUUGCAAGGAUAGCCAAAUCGAAGAGUUCUUCGUCUUUGGUUUCAGUUUUGUAUGCCAUGGCUUUCGUACGUGAGGCAUGUGUUUUGUUGAUGAGCGUGAUAUUCAUUAGAUCAGCUGGUGAGUAUGAACUUGCUAUGAUGUUCUUAAUUUGAAUUUUGAUUUUUAUAUGUGUCGUCGGCAAAUACUAAUAAUCAAAUGAGAUGUGUUUGCUACAUUUUAUUCGUAAGUGGGACACGUCUUUUAUUUACGAAAAACUAACCAGAAUGAACAGUAUGAGUUAAGAUUCAGAAAACCCCCAAUUUAAUUAGACCUGUUUAUUAUUCAUAGAGUUCGCUGUUUGUUUAUAACAAGGAACGAGAGGUUUACUUGAGCUUAAAUAUGGCAUGCAUACGUUUUUUGUGGUAUUAUGCCGGUUUUUGCUCUUUGGUUUAUGGUUUCCCCGUAAUUUACACACGGUUAAGUACAUCAUUAUUCAAAAAUGCGAUUUACAGGCAGUGUCCUGAUUAUUGAAAUUUCUUGAUAGAUUUUCUUUUUCUGAAUUUAAAAACAGUCGAGUUGGGUAGUAACUGUUAAAUACCCUGCCAUGAUGACUGUGUGACUGAAGGUUAGUAAUUCAGUACUCUCUGGAAAUGCCUUAGUCUGAGAAAACAGCCAACAUUUGGCGACGCUACCUCUGGUUUCCCUGCCAAAUGACGUCUGAGAAACGAGCGCAGAAAUUCCAUACUGAUGACAUGUCACUACCCAGAUGUGGGUAGUAUUUCUGAUUGGUUGAAUCAAAUUUCCCUGGUGGUACGGCCAAUCAAAAGCACUAGUACCCAGAUCUUGUAGUGAUGCAUCAUCAGUAUGGAAUUUUUGCGCUCAUUUCUCAGACGUCAUUUGGCAGGGAACCCACGGUUGUCGAAAAGCGUCCGCAACCGGUGCUAUCGCCGGCUACUUUGUAGUUUUCGCCGGCUGUAAAUUGUUCGAGAAAAGUGAAAAAUGGACGAUUAAAAAACAGUUGUUUAGUAGAAAAUACACAAUGUAGAAUAGAAAAAGAAAUUGUUUUCAUCAUGCCCUGAAAGUUCUUUUUCGUGAUUUUUAAGGUGUUUUCUAAUCGGCUCCCACUUAGUUCUUUCCAUAGCCGUAAUAAUUAUGAUACCGCAAAGUGAAUAAAAAUGGCAUUGAUGCAUGUGACGGGUUUUGUUUACACAGUCUUUAAAUAAUCCUUUGUUUAGAAUGAAGAAUAAAAGACACGCGAAUGCUUUUGAGUGGUUUUUCGCACUCAUCUGGCACGAGUUUGCGUUUGAAAUCGAAUGAAGUGUAAUGCAAUUUAUUAAAGUACCUAUCUUACGUGAAACUGGCUGACAAACAUGAGGCAUUCGAAAACAUUGGUUAAUUUGUCAGACGUGUAGAACAUCAUUUAAUUUUUUUUCAUGAAUUGUUGCUAAUAAAAGAGACGUGCAUGCUACGUGUGCAGACAUAAAAUUUGUUGUGACAUAUCUUCCAAGGAAAGUUGUCUGAAACUUCAUUUUUAUACAGAAAGUCGCCCGUAAGAAGAGCGUUUUUAAUUCUGCAUCAAAGUUUAGCUUUCGCACGUACCGAUAACGCCGAAUGAAUAUUCCCACUCUUGGUAUCCAGUUACACUUGCUCAAUCCACAUGUGGUCUUGGGAAACUUGUAUUCGGAGUUUGUGUGAGAAAAUGGCUAAUUAACAGUCCUCUCUGGUCAACUUUUUUAGCAAAAUUAGCAAGAAGUGAAGAAGUGGCAGGUUUGUUGAUAUUUUUGAUACAAAAGUGUUCUAAAGUAAACCAGCAGCAGUAAGUUUUUUCUUCGCGGUGAUUUUAUGUCUGUUUUUUCCUUUGCUUGACUGUAAAAGUGAUCAUGAUUUUUGGUAGCUUUCAGACAAAUAUUUCAUAAAUCUUAUUAUAGCAUUACUGAAUUGGUUUGUAUUAAUAUUAAUUGUGAAUUUUGUAGUUAUUUGAAUCCUUCUGCUUCCUUAUGAAUGUGAUAAAUUAUUUGAUUGAAGACAAGUAUACCAAUACAGAAUCUAAUUUAUAAUAGUGAAUUAAUAAUCACACAACUUUGUCACUCUUAAUAGACUAAAGAAAUGAUCUGUUAUAAAGUAAAAAAAUCUUACUGUGAAAUAAUAAACACUAUUAUUGUAAACAAAAAAAAUAUGGACCUAACAUGUACUAGGAUAUGGCAUCUAUGGAAAAUAAAAAAAACUGAUUGAUGAUUUUCAUUAAAAAACAGAUACUCAGGGUUGUUAGCUUUGCUCUCAGGAGAGCCAAUUUCAGCUAGCAUUAAAACCUCAAAUCCGUCUUGCUCCUGGGGCCUUCGCCCCUUGGAACCCCAACAGGGCGCUGCCCCUGUAGCCCACUGGGGGCCCGGGACCCAGGACCCCAGACCUCCUCACCUCCUGCCUGGGGGGCCUCUGGCCCCCAGUGCCACCUACUUAAGUACUUAAUUCUCCUGCCUCUUGAAAUCGUUUUGACAACCCUGGAAACCAGUGGUAGCGUCACCAAAUGUCGGCUGUUUUCUAAGGCUAGAUAUACAUGUAUAUUGAUCAAGGAGGAUGUUAUCCACUUAGGCUUAAGGCUGAUCAGAUCUGCUUAAUUUAGUCUUUUUAUCAUACAAAAGCUGAAUUCAAUUAUUGUUUUAUUAUUCGUUCAAAAUAUUUCUAAAUUUUUCAGCAACGUUAACCUCUCCUUAAAAAUUUCUCCAAAGCAUUUGCUCUGUUUGUCAACCUCAGGAUUUAUGUUUUUUGUUUUUUUUUCCUCACACGUACUUCUCCAAAAAAAGCUGACGUCCAUAGGGCAAUGCCAUAUUGAAAUUCUCCUGUUCAGUUUUAGUUGAAAAUUCAGCAACUUCGUGUUUGGAUAGGCGUGAACUCUUUCGACAUUAGUUUGAGUUCACUCACGCAUAAACAGCUAAGCUCAAGGCCAUCUGACACCACUGCCUGGAAACAAGGUUGCCCUUUUAUAUUGGGGUAAGAACUCAUCAAAUCAGUUUGAGGGGAUUGGUAACUUUAGCAAAUCAGCAAAAGAUAUUUAGAAUGAAAUCAGUAAAGUAGCUAUGUACAUGCUCAUAUGCCAGUUCUCCUGUUUCCCUGGGAGUACAUCUCCUGGAUAUGGCUCCUAUCUCCCUGUCUCUUGUCACCAAAUCUUAGAAAAAAUCAACUUUUGGAAUUGUCUUGGCUUUAGUUUGGAAGUUUAUAGCCCAUUUUUUCCCAAACUUGGAAAAAUUUCUUAAUUCUAGGGUAUUUUUGCACAUAUUGUGCCACUGAACUUUGCUGGUCUGUAUUAGGUCCUUGUCUGUUAACUUAAUGCAAGACCUCAUAGAAUGUUCAAAGCCACACCCAUGCUAUACUUUGGUCUCAGUCAAUUUGUGUUUAUUGGAGGCAAGUUAUCACAGAAUAAUUAAGCGAUGUGCCAUAUUUUGCAUUUUAAAGCUCUUUUUUGUUUAAUUUGUGCUUUUGUUUCAGAAAGCUUUCAAUUCAUUAACACUACAGCUGUUGUACGUGUGGUACUAGAAUUCAACAAGAUUGCAGUUAAUCAGUCAAUCAGCUGUCGCACAGAUGACCCAAAUGCUUCUACAACAUUGGUUUUCAAGUUUCAAGAACUGCCUGUUGGGGGCAGAAUUUCUUUGGAUAAACAAGUCUAUACCAUUCAUGGUGUUAAGAAGACUGAUCGUGGGUAUUACGAAUGUAAGGCAACAAGCAGUCAGGCGGGUGUUGGGCCAAUUUCCCAGUUUGUGGUUUUUAUCGUUGAUGAAGGUAAAUGGCUUUCAUGUAUGCUUGUCCCAAUUAAUUACUGGUCAGUGUAUGUGGAAGAGGGGGAAAUCAUUUUGUACUCCAAGGGGCUAUUCAUAUGAUACCAGAAUGGCUCAUUCUAUCUUCAUAUAUUUCUCUGUAUUUGUUUACAUGAUACCAAAACAACAUAUUGUUCUUGUACAAGUCAAUCUGGAAUGAGUUCAAUCUGGUUUUCUUUCCCAAUGAAAUUGUCAUUCACGUUUGAAAUUUCAUUCUUGCAUCAUGUAAACUGAAAGCAAACUUUGUUCUGGAUUUAGAAUCGCAAAUUGUGUAGUCUGUAGCGAGUGACACAUGCAUAUCUGAACUAGUGCGAAAACUACGUAAGCAAGAACACCUACGGCUGAGCCGUUCGAUUUUGUCAUGUGAAUGCAGAUUGAACUUUACUCAGGAACAAAACUCAUUCUGGAAUUAAAGUCAUUCUAGUAUCAUAUAAAAAGGCACUUACAUUACAUAGUACAUAAAAAUAAAAUUUAAAAAUUCCAAUAGUUUCUUUAUUAUUUCCAACCCCAAAAGGUUUUUCAGAGAAAUAUUGUUAUUACUCAAUGUAUUAUUACAUGCAACUCCUCACAACUCCCUUAAUAUCGGCUAUAUUGGUUUGUGCGGCGCCAAAGGGUGUGGUUUUUUAGCCGUUUUGGUCUGAGACAGGGUAUCAAUUUUGACCAUUUUGGUCUGAAAUAGGGUAUGGUUUGUGCACUCUAGUCUUGUUAGGUAGGCUCAUAUUCUGUAUUUAUGAUGGCGCAUUAUGCAACCUGCUUUAUAGUGUGGAAUUUUAAGCUCGAAACUUUGUACAGUUUUGUAUCCUACUUAAUAAAAGCAUAUAGACAGUUUUGUAUCCUACUUAAUAAAAGCAUAUAGACAUUGCCUUAACAUUGGUCUGACCUAGGGAACUGAUUAUAAGGCAGGUCUGAAAUAGGGUUGGGAAAAAUCACAGACUUUGGGUUUCAGGAAGCAUGCCGCACACCCCAACCCAAUUUUUCUGGAAGUACCCCCUGCUUUGGGGGGUCGGGGGGAGGGUGGGGAUAGUGCUAUCCAACUUUUGAACAACUUGGGCCAGGUCCUAAAGGUGUUCAUCUUAGAGGGAGUUGACUGCAGAGUGUAUAGAGUGUUUUUUUUUUCCUGCAGGUAUAUUUAAUUCUUUUUUGAAAUCCAGUCCUUGCUUUUUUAGAGAUGACACCGUGCUGUCCUGACAUCUAUCCUCCUUUAGCAACUUUGAAGCCUGGAGAGAAUACAAGUUUUGCUUGUCAUGUUAAGUUGAGAAGUGGUAACAAAGUUUCCCUAGAAAAAUACCUUGAUUUUACAUGGUACAGGAAAAAUGGAUCAAGCGAUGUGAAAAUUUCUGACAGUGAAACACGCAGAUAUAAUGAAAGUUGCUCACUUUUAAUGAUUAAGAAUGCCAAGGUUACUCCGGUUAACGGAGUGUAUUACCACUGCGAGAUAUUUUAUCGGGGAAACAAACUAAAGAAUAGCAAGACUUAUGAUGUUGGUUUGGUGGUUCAAGGUAAGUUGGUAUUAUUUUAUGUUGGUUAUCCUGUGGUUUAUCCUUCAUAUCCUGUGGUUUCCCAUGGGAAAACAGUCAAAGUGAUAAAUUGAGUGCUUAAAGUACGUGUAAGCUUUUAAAAUUAAUUUUGUCAUAUUUGUGCUUCUGGCUAUCAAUUGCUCUUUCUUCUCCCCUAAGAUCUAGGCCCAUCGUUGUCUCCUGGGAGACAAGAGGAGCAAUUCAAUGAUUAGACAAAGUAAAGACUUACAUAGGCUUAUAAUGGGACAAAGGUGACCUAACUUUAAGCAAACACGUAUAUGAGCGAUGCAAGUCAACCGGAAGUGGACAUAAGAGCAAAGGCACUUGGCAGUUUAUUACAAAUUUGGUAGUGUCAGGACAGAUUACAAGGGAAAAAAGCCCCACUUGCGGUUGACGUACGUCCCUCAAAAACCCCGGGGGGCAGACUCUGAUAUGAAAGUGGUGGGGAUGCUCGUCGUCUCGCUUAGGGGUGUAAAUUUCGGAUUUUGGUCAUCAUUUAGGGUGUUCUGGGCAAAACGCCAUCUUAUUUAGCCGUGAAGGUCUAGUUUAGGGUUGCACGCGAAAACAUAUAAAAAUAUAUAUUUGAUAUGUGUAUUUUUAAUUAGUUUUAUUUCCUCCAUUCAUAUAAUCCAAGUUUUCUCAUUUGUCUGUGUUUUAACAUGGUCUCUUUUAGGGAUCCAAAAAAGCUUGGGCCACGCCCAGAUCGGUCUCCUUGAGGGGUUUAAUUCAAAAUCCCCCCCCCCCCCGGGUCAAAAACAUGUUUGCUUAAAGCUUAAGCUUCCUUUUGUUAGACUAUUCCACACUUCUUCACCUCUGAAAAGUAUAGAACUAAGUGUAACAACUCUGAAUGUCAUGGCCAAGGCUAGACAUAGCGCGAAAAUCAAGAUGGUAAAUGGGUACCCUUUUCACCUUGAUCUCACCAUAUGAUGUGUACUAAUGAUCUGGGUUUUACUGCGCUUUUCGAAAAUACGCUAACUCUGAAAUUCAAAAGCCGCCUUCACGAUUGCGUUUUUCGCUGCCGUCGAUCAUAAUUACGAUCACAAGCAACGAACAAAACACACAAAACGGAUCGAAAUCCACUAAUCACAAAUCACAAACCAUGACCUUUUGAACCCGUUGAAGAAAAGUUCUGUUUCCUAAGAGGUCCACUGAAAUGAUUGACGGCAGCGAAAAACGCAAACGCCGUAGGCUUUUGAACUUCGGAAUUCGUGUUUCUUUGAAAAGUGCAGUAACAGAUUUCAGUUUUAACGGAUCUGUACUUGUUUUUAACAGAUUUCAGUGCAACAAGGAUUGAGUAUUGCAAAGUUGACGGUGGAUCGUCUGUGGUUCAUGAACCAAAUGGAGUGAACUUAAGAUGUAAAGCAGAUGGCUAUCCACUUGCAACAAUAAGAUGGUUUCACAAUGGAACCGAGAUCCCAGUGUGCAAAAUGGAAACUUCCAGCACUGGCUGUGUCGGAGAGCGCUAUCAAGUAGCAGAAGAUCGCAACAGAAAGCUUGCUUAUGUGGAAAGUUAUCUAAUGAUAAAAAACACAAAGUACCCUAGGGAUCAUGGGAACUACACCUGUGUGGCAAACAAUAGGGAAUUGCAAAAUGCAACAAAACAUGUGGAAAUUUCUGUUUACUGUAUGUCAUGUAGAAAUCUAGCUUUAAUAGUAAUAUUCAGGGUUCAAACGUAGUUUUUCUGGCCUACUAUUCCAACGAUUCCUUCAAAAAAAGGCAGUAAUUUAACUAACAGCUUCUUUUUUUGGUUUGAGGUCAGGGCCUUCCUGAAAAAGGCGGUUUUUAUCCAUUUUCAAGCAAAAAAAAAGAAAAAAAAAAAAACAGAAAAGGUGGUUACAUGUACGGAAGUGCAAACGUACUUUCAGUGCUAAUCAGGUAGAGGUCAAACGCACACUCAGAUUUAAUGCACGUAUACUAGGUUUAACAUAGAACCAGCCACCAACAAUCUCCUUUUGUUUCACGAGUAUAGUAAUAUUCAAAGCAUGAGAAACAUGGGAAAUUUUUCCCUCCAAAUUCUUGAAAAAUUAUAAUCUUCUUUCACAAAUUUUCACUGCUUAUUCGCAAAUGUUUUCAAGUAAAACAGAUAUGCUAUCUCGGGCGAAGAUAACUUGAGAAAGCUUGAGAAAACAGUUGACAUUUCGAGACGCCACCGCUGUUUUUCCCGCCAAAUGACGUCUGAGAAACGUGCGCAGAAUCCCAUUCUGACGACGUGUCAUUACCCAGGCCAUGGGUAGUGCUUCUGAUUGGUUGAAAAUUUGCUUCUACCAGUUAGAAACACUAUCGCGUCAUCAGUAUAGAAGUAUGGAUUUUCUGCGCUCGUUCCUCAGAUGUCAAUUAGCGGGAAAACCAGUGGUGACUUGGAGAAAUGUUGGCUGUUGUUGUUGUUGUUUUUUUUUCAGUUUAUUUAAUGUCAAAAAUAAUUUUGAUACUCAACUUGAGUAUGUGGAUUUGCGUGAUUCGGUUAAACAGGCGAGAAAUACGCGGCAAAAAAAGUCAAUUUGGUAUGAAACAACACCAACUGUGUUUCCGUUUUCGCCAGUGAAGUAAUUGAAUGCCGGCGGACAUGUAGUUCAGUAAACAAUGGUUUGCCUUACUGUUAAUUGCCGUUCUUAGCCAGCUCUUAGAGACAAAUGGUUUAAUUAUUAUUUAAGUAACGAAUUAUUUGUGCUGAUAAUUUAUUACCAGCUCCACCCACUUUGGAGAAAAUCAGAGAAAUUUGGUACUCGACUACAGUAAUAGAUUGCAAGGUUUCCCGGACCAAUCCACCGCCUACAUUCAGAUGGCAACAUCAGAGUGGACUCUGUUUAAAUGACAACCACGAGUGUAAGCCGUCAGAUUCAAAAUGGCAAGACGUCUCAGCUCGCUUUUCUGUGUCACCAGCCGUGGACGUAGCAACUGGUGUAAGCAAGCUUACCUUAACUCAAGAUUUACAAUCCGCGUUUUUCCGGUGUGUAGCUACCAAUGCGAUGGGGUCUGAUGAUUAUGUCAUGAGGUUCUUAGGUGGUAGGUUGAUUUACUUUUUACGCCUCAAUAUACUUGAUUGGCUAGCCUGAGAAUACAGCCGCCUAUCCUUGCUCUUUGCUGCAAACGUUCCUAGUGGCGAUGAGUGAAGCGAGCAGCUGUAUUAGCUGGCUGCUGCUCGACACGUCUUUCAAAUAUGUUUGUUUGUUCGUUUAAUUUUGUCAACUCUUUAUCUUUAUCUGGUUUGUUUUUGUUAUUAUUUUAAUUUUUUGUUGUUGGUACUGUUGGUAUUUUCCUCUCCUGUCUCCUGUCUUGUAGAUCGUUUUUUAUCGGUUCUUUUUUAUUGUCAGUCAUUGAACUGCUGUACGUCAAUCAUCACCUUAAUACCAGUUCAUAUACUACAUAGUGUAAGCAUAAAGUAUUUUCUCUUAUUUCGCAUUACAGGUUCUUACGAUAAACCAAUAAAUGCAAUCGCAUCUCCAGAGCAUGACGAAGGCAACACUAUGACGCUCAGAUGUGACAUGUUUUGGAAGGGCUCCAUGAUAACUUGGCACAAAGAUGGCGAACAGCUGUCACAUGCUGCCGAUAGGAGAGUGAAUAUCUCAUCAACAGUAAGAGCCGGUCUGACACAGACUCACUUAGUGGUGGAGAGAGUUGCGACAAAUGAUUCUGGAGAGUACACUUGUGGAGCAGAAGAUGACAGUGGACACCACUUUACUGUUUCCAUAAACAUUACAAUAAAAAGUGAGUUAUAACUCGUGUAUGCAGGCGUUAAAGGGGCUGUGUCACGAAAUUCAGCCAAAUUAGGAAAUUACAAAUAAUAUUGUCUGUUAAAUUAAGAGAAACAUAAAAAUAAACUUUAAAGGAAGGUUAAAAUAACAUAACAGAAACAACAGAUGCCACGGAUGGGCAAAACUGAAGAAGAUUGAAACGGAUUGAAAUUAGGAUUUUUGAAAACUGUUCAGCCUAACAGUUUUUCAAAGUUGAUCCUUGCUGCUUGCAAUGCAACUUCAAAAAUAAUGCUCAGGAGACAUAUUUGUUUGUCAUAGUUGUUUGUCAUUUACGCGAUUUUUACGUGUAAUUUCUUUGCUUACUUUAAGUUCCAUAGCGAUUGAGGGCGAGUAAUUCGCAAAACUAAACAAAAUGGACACAGCCCCUUUAAUCAGUAGCUCUUCUCAGUCAUGAAAACCAAGCUAAUUAGUUGGCUAGAGCGUAGCGUACAUGAUACGCACAUACGCCCGUGCGUACACCUUAAAUCCGGAAAAAUAUAUUUUUUUAUUUCCUGAAAGCAUUUUUAUAAUUAAAUCGGGAUGAUUGGUAAAUCUUUCGCAUUAUAUUGGUGUCUUUGCUCGUCAGAAGGGAAGACGUCGAAGUUCUAUUCAACCUGAUUGGCAAAUCGACAAUGUCUUUUUUAACAAGCCAAUCAUUGUGCGUACUCAAAUCCUGGUACACAGGUGAUGGGGGCUAGAACAAGGAUUUUGGCGCUCUAUUUCGCAGACGGACUUAACCCAGGGGCACCCAACGAGGAUAUAGUUCAAAACCACUUAACACAGCAUUGUUGAACCAUAGUUCCACUCAAUUAACUAUGGUUGAACGUAUUUUAGUAUUCAAACGGUAGAUAUAGCCAUAUUUUUAUCCCCUAAAAACUGUUCAUCUGUUCGGAUUUCCUAGCUGAAAAUCUAGUGAUCCGAAAAUUAUAGGGAUAAAAACUUACCUUCUCGAAAAUUUCAGCCAGGAAAAGGCUCCCGAAAAUUCUAGGUGGCUUUUUUUAGGGUCAAAAUCCGCUAAAAAUGAGUAAUUAUACCAUUUUGUAGAUGUUCGAAAAUCCUAGGAGAUGCAGGCAAGCAAGAAAUUUUACAACAAAUGCUCCGAAAAUCCUAGAUCUCAAAUCGUCUUCCUAACAGAUAUUUUCCCGAAAAUUGCCGUUGGGUGCCCCUGUUAACCAAAGUUUAAUUUCGUCUGUGGCACAGGCUACCCCAAAUGGAGAGCUUACUUGUGGGCUCAUUAAUUUUCUUCUUUCCUCACUAUUUCAAAUGUUGGCUUACUCUGUUGGAGUUGAAUUCCAGAGAGCCUCCAAGUUUUGAAGAGGAAGGAAAUUUUCUUGUCGUUUGAUUUCACAUAGUAAACCUACUUUUUUUACUCUUUUUUGUAUUCUGACAUUCUCCUUGCCGUCGCUGUCGUGACUUUUUAAAACUCCUUGAUAUUAAAUCUCGCUCACAUUGUGUCUCUGACUAGUUAAUUUUCCUUUUCUUGACAGAGGUUUUUCCGCCAACGAUUCUCAGUUUUUCGAACCAAACAGUGUACAAGAACACAACCGUGAAAUUGAGAUGCAACAUUUCUGCUUAUCCGGCUCCAACGGUGCAGUGGUUCAAAGACGGGACGCGUCCUGAAGUGACACCAGUCACUAUGGGAGAGUCGGACUCUUGCGAAAGCAGAAAGCUUCGUCCAGGUUUCUAUCAGGUGGAUAAUGAUGUUGGCCAGCUGUUGAUAUGUUCACCUUCACAUGCUGAUAAAACUGGUUUUUACAUGUGUAAAGCUACUAACAGGGAAGGGACAAGUAAUGCCACGGCUUUCUUGGAUGUUUUGGGUAAGGGCUAAUUUGAGGAUAGCCUGAAUUUCAUCCGAUUGCUUCGAGUCGUUUUCUCCUUUCAGCAACGUCGUUGCUGAGGGAGUAAUAGCGACUCGAAGUAGUCGGAUGAAAUUCAGGCUUAUUUGAGGACGGUUAAAUGAAUUUUUGCACUUAAAAUAAUCCACACUUGUCGUUUACUCCUCGCUUUGUAAAUGCUGCUUAUUGACCAAUUUAAAAUCAACUUGAAGCUCGGCAUUGAAGAAUAGAUUCUUCUGUUUUAUUUCCCCAAGCCUCGAAGCCAAUUAUGAAUUUAAAUAUCGUCGAACCUCCAUGUGCUAUCACCACUCGUAAGUGACCAGCUCCCAUAAACGACCGCCAAUCCAAAACACUAAAAUUUUCCCCGUCAAAGCCUUACAGUUGGAACCUCUAGUAAACGACCACCUUCUGUAAGCGACCGCGACCACUUUUUGACCCUGACGGUUAAUGAUUUUCCAUUGUUUUUAACCUCUUGUAAGCGACCACUUGGUGUAUCUCUAUUUUCGCUGUGUGCACUAUAAUACUUAGAAUAUACAAAGAACUUUAGAGACAACAUGGAACUACAUGUACACAUAUACUACCUUUGACACUGCAUGCGAUAAAUUAUCUUCGAUAAAGUACAUGUUCCUCGACCUCUUCUCGUAAGAGACUCCCUGUGGUUCGCUUCUUGUAAACGACCGCCUCCCGUAAGCGACAACUCUAUCUUUGCAUUUUGGGUGGUCGCUUACGGGAGGUUCGACUGUACAUAAGAAAUAGUCUGUUGUUACAAAUAUUUCUUUAUUUAUGCAUUUUUCAUUCAUUUAUUUAUUAUUCAGUUAGUUUGUUAGUUAUUUGCCGAUUAAAACGUAGUAUACGAAAAAACUAGCAAUCUACUGAGAAGAUUAAAGGAAACAUAGAGGAUAUUACAUGGCCGCCCGGAGAUACGAAAUUUCUCUUCGAGUGUUGAAAAAUAUUUCACGAGUGAGCGCAGCGAACGAGAGAAAUAUUCUUUUCAACACUAAUGUUGUUAUAUAUAAUCAUUGGAGAUUAUUGAAUUGCCAUAUAGAUUUUGUAAUAACGAAGAUGAUGUUAACUGCAGAAGAUCGUCGCAGUUGCAAUUGCAAUUUAAGCAAUUGCAAAUUAACCCGAAAAAACAUUUCGGGACUUCAACGGGAUUCGAACCCAUGGCCUCUGCAUACAUUGGGAGCUGGUUAAUUUGAUGAGUUCAUCUUAACCCGUGAAUGUAAUGAAGCAAUGAAGAUAAUGUGAACUGCGGAAAUACAAAUAUUUUAAAUGAGGAUAAUUAUGAUCGUCGCAGUGGUAAUUGCAAUUUUAGCAAUUGCAAAUUAACCCGAGAAAACCCGAGAAGUCCCGAUUUUUUUUCAACAAAUUAGCCUGCUUUCAAUGCAUGGGUCUUCAUAGCUUAAUUGGUUAGAGCACUGCAGCGCUAACGCAGAGGUCAUGGCAGGGCGGAUAAAGGUAGGGCGGUGAAACGAGCGCGUCCGAGCAAAAAGGUGUGAUGCAGUGGACUGGGACUAUGUUUAGAAAUGUUGCUUGUCUUCGACUUCGGUCGGGGCUUGCGAUGUGGUUUGUACAUAAGACACUGCCGCUGUCACUGAAUUAUGGCGCCUUGAUUUGUUUUCUUGCACUUCUUCCUCGUUCCUUUGUGCUGGUACGCUGUCUCCGAGAGGCAAAUGUUGCUAUUUUUUGCGGGAGGUUUAGUUGGAGUAGACAAACAUCUCUUUCAAAGGGUUUCUUUUAUUACUUCCAUGACUCUACCACUGAAUUAUAUUUCCCCUCAGUUUUUACUGUUUACCUUGUUUUGUUUUAGAGAGAAAAACGGAGAAAAAACCUUACAACUAACCUCAAUAAAUUUUGUUUACGUUCGGUUGCCGGAUUUGCAACGCAUUGCGCGAAUCGCCAUGUCGCGUUGCAAACGAGAAGCAAAGUUUGAAGAAGUGCAACGCCACUAUAUCAAUAUAUAUCAAUCUAAUUUUUUGUUAUGUUAUGUAAAAUUUAUCCCCCUUUAACAUAUUUAAAAAUUGAGGUUAAGAAGUGUUAAGCUUUUACAAACGAAACGGUGAAAGACGAUUAGGUGAUAUUUAGUGGAAGGAGGAGGUAUUCAACACUUUCAAAUUAAACUCAAAUUUUGGCAUUAUACGACCAACAAGUUUGACCUAUAGACGUACAGUCGCAAACAUAUGAAACUGUUUAUUGAUAUUGUUAUGAAACGAAUUUAUCUAUUUAACAUUGUAGCCUGAAAUUACAGAAAGAAAAUAGGAUUUCCGGUUUGCAAAAAGGAAAAUUUCGCCGGCCUUCAAGCGCACCGGAAGCGCGGAAAGAGCGCUCGUGCCAGUCCUACUCCGCAUCACACAUUAAAUGAAGAGCGGAGCGCUCGUUUCACCGCCCAACCUUUAUCCGCCCUGGGUCAUGGGUUCGAAUCCCGUUGAAGUCCCGGAUUUUUUCUCGGAUUAAUUUGCAAUUGGUUGAAUUGCAAUUACCACUGCGACGAUCAUAUCUUCAUUUAAAAAAAAUUUGUAAUGUCGUAUGAAUUUUAUUUGAAUCAGCCCUGAUAAAAUCUAUGCGUCAAGUAAUUGUUCUCACUUCGAAAUUUGAGUCCUACUUAGCAGCUGUGCAUAUGAGUUACCCCCGGCGAGAUUACUAAUUUCCCCUUUCAAGCUGCAAUGAUGUGAUUUGAAAGUCGACAAUUUUUUACAUAAUUAUUGUGUCCGCAUCAGAUGCUUGCGUUUCUGGGUCCAUGCACUCUACAAUUAGUCCUGCUUUUGAAAAAGUUCCUCAUUGAGUAGUUAAAAAUUGGAAAAACUGUUCUCUUAUGGCGAAGCUCAUGUUGAAUUUAAUAAAUGGCUGUUGUGGCUCUUGCUGAACUUAAUGCAGCGAGGGUCAUUUGUUCCUCAAUAUAUCUAUAUUUUUUUCACAGAGGACCCAAACGUUUUUAUAAUCCCAAGCAAGGACAUCUUCCAGGUGAAGCUGGGCGCACUGUGGAAUGUAACAUGCAAAGCCACAGGAAACCCAAUGCCAUUUGUGCAGUGGAGAAAAGAAAAAACACAAGAGGUUGUCACUCCAAAACGCCGUGCCCCUGAAGUUGUGAUGCUGACCAUAUCACCCGUUACUGAAGCCGACUUGGGAAACUACACUUGUGUGGCAGAAAAUUCCCAGGACAUUACGACUGCGCAUGUCAAGCUAGGUGAGCCAGUUAUUUUAAGACCCCGAGUAUUGGCCCGGCUCGGGAAUCUAACCCACGAACUCCCGCUCUGCAGUCAAGAGCUUUACCGACUGACCUGACCCUUGCUGUAGUUUCCUACACAGCCGUUUUUAGUACAUUACGUACUUCAGGAGCUUUGCGCGAUGGUACUGAAAACGGCUGCAAUUACGACUAUUGAAGCCUGUAGCUGAAAUUAAAGAUUUGCCGUCUAUUUUAAUAUCAGAAAUAACUGCGGGGUUAAAAGCUUUUGACUGAAAAGUUUCUCUGUGUCUUUAUAUUAGAAACAGUACAUGAGUGAUACCCAUUAAUUCAUUACAGUUAGUUUUAUUGUUGUUAGUUUGAUGGCCUUUACUUUCACUACUCUUGUAACUCAGAAGUAAUUCACCUGGACCAUAUAACCAGAAGGUAAAAAAAAAAUCCCUCUUCCUGUGGAGUGGCAAGUGAAAUUAUAUCUAUGUUAGUUCUCCAGCUGACUAUUUAACAAAAGAAAAUGUGGCACAAUGAUCGUAAAGAGAUGGUGAAUUAUAAGGCUGGUGAAUACAUGAUAAAGAUGUUUUUUUAGUCCGCCGCCACAGGCGGCUCGGAACUGGAAAAGUUCGAGUACUCCCUACAGUUCUUAGGUUUGAAUCCUGUUGGGAGACUUGGGAGUAUUCGCCUGUGUUAUAAUUGCGGAACGAAAUAGAACAUCUUUCUUAAAAGAUUGGCCUUUUUACCACUUUUGAUUGUGGGCCAUCUUCGCAAUCCGUGUACUACGCAUUGCUAAUACAUUUGGGAUCAUUAUGCUUUUCUGGGAAACUUCCCACCUACCCCUCUCCUAAGCCAAUAUUUUGCCCGAAGUGAGAAGUAGUGUUAAUGUAGGCUUAGGGGAGGGGUAGGUGGGCACCCAGAAACGUAUAGCUAUAAUGAUCCAUGUAAUGUCACCGGAAAUUUUUCCCAUGUUUACUGAAGCAGUAGGUGAUAUUAUCUUUAUAGGUUUAACAGUACGCAGCAACUUUCCAGAUGUAUCUGCUACGGGAGGUCUUCGUGACAAAUCCACUGUUGCCCUUUCUGUAGUUGGAGCAAUCCUGUUCCUCUGUAUCGUCGUGGCCUUCACCUUCUGUUGCUAUAUUCGUCGUCAACAGAAGCAGAUUGCGGAGCAUCGUAGCCAGUUUUUCAAAGUACACUCAGAGGAAUACCAGGUAAAUAUCCGUGCAAAAGUAAACAACUACAGUGAAACCUCAAUUAACCGGACACCUUUGCGACCUUCCCAAGUGUCCCCUUAACAGAGGGUGUCCGCUUAAUAGAGGUUUGUAAAAAUUGCGCAAUGUUUCUUAGCGAUUACAUUCAACGCUUACUCUGUACUGUGAUAAAGUUCCAUGUGGGUAAGGAAGCUAAGGAAGUUGUGCUGUACUUUGUGCGAGACUUUUAGGUGAACUUUUGACAGCUAAAUUAAUGUAUUGAUUUAUCUUUAUUAAUCGACUACAGUAUGUAUUUCAAGGACAUAAUCCAAGACUACUAUUGUCAAUUCAGUCCGGUGUCCGCUUAAUAGAGGUUUUUAACGGUAGAAAUUAGCCAAAUACAAUUUAUUUUAGGGUCGGCGUCCGCUUAUUAGAGGCGUCCGCUGAAUAGGGGUUCGUUAUAAAGGCCGGCAUCGGGCUUAGUGUCUGUUUAAUUGGGGGCCCGCUUACUAGAGGUUUCACUGUACAUUCAAACCUGUAUUAAGCGGUCACCUCUGAGGAAUAGCGUACUGACAAGUUUGAGAAACCUAAAAGUUAUCCAAUGAAGGUGGUGAAAGAACGACAAAUUGACCUCAAACGGUUUACCAGUUUCUGUUUACCAAUUUCUACCACUUCUUGUGCCAAAAGAAGGAAGUAAAAGACCACUAAACGCCAUACACAGUGUAUCUGUUGCACUAAUACGGUACGUGUUGUCCAAGUGGCCGUUUAAUAGAGGUGAAGACAAUAACAAAACAACUUGUUGGGACGUCGUAAAAUAUAAUGAACAUAAUGUUAAAACAUUUAUUGUCUUGUUUUAGUUUGACCCUGAUCGCACACUGCUUGAACAAUGUAAUGAUCUUCCUUAUGACCCUGAUUUCGAGUUUCCUGAGGACAAGCUCAUUCUUGCGGAGGUGCUUGGAUCAGGGGCCUUUGGAAAGGUCAUUAAAGCAGAGGCUAUAGGAAUGGACGACUUUAGUCCCAGAGACAAAAGUUCAGUAAAAGGUGGACCGCGACUCAGUCUGCUCCGGCGAUACAUAAACUGCAGCAAAACGUACCACGAUUCGAGAGUUAGCGCUUCUAAGAAGACCACUGUUGCUGUUAAGACCCUUAAAGGUAGCGAAAUAAAGUUUUUUGGAACUUAAUGCCGUUAAGAAAGAUCGAGUGCAACGUCUUUUAAAUUGAAUUUCCUGCUGGGGGUGGUGGAGGGGAGAAAUGACCUUGGCUAGUAGUAACCUAAACAUCGACUUGGAGACGAGAAUGAGGCGGGAGAGGGCCGGGGAUUCUGAGUACAUUACUGAGGGAAUUUAUGAUCAGCUAAAGAUUAACGAGGCUGGGGGUGGAAAGUUGCCUUUUUUGGAGGGGGCGGGGGGGUGGUAUCAGACUUCACAUCGACAGGUGUCACCCUUUUUCAAUUGACAAAGCUUUCACAGGGUCAAAUCAGUACCCCUCUCUCAGUUUACAGACUUUUUACAAGGUUGUUUACAUUUGUGCACUUUAGAGGGAGCUACUAUAGAGGAGUAUAGAGACCUGGCUUCAGAGCUGAAAAUUCUUAUGCACGUUGGAGUACAUACAAAUAUUGUAAACCUUCUCGGUGCUUGUAUCAAGCGCGAUGGUAUCCUUGUUAUUCUGGAAUAUGCACCACAUGGGAGUUUACUAAAGUUUUUACGAGGCAAGCGAGAUGUUUAUGAAGCAACCUGGUCUACGACUACCAGUGACCCAGAAAUACGGUUAGAUAUAUCAAAUCUAGUGGGGUAUGCCUUCCAAAUAUCCCGUGGAAUGGAAUACCUGGCGUCUAAAAAGGUAAAAGACUAACCACUUUUCUCAAACAAAAUCAGACGCCCACAUUUAUUUAAAUGUUAUUUGCGGGCACUUGUUCUCUGGCCGUUUUCGUGAUCUUAUUCGUUAAUUUGACUGACAGUCUGGGCUUGUUGUUUUGCGCCGAGUUAAAUGUAAUUAUUCUCGCGAAGCGCAAGUACCGCGCGUGGUCUAACGACCUGCAAUACACAGCUAUUUCGAGAAAGGUUGUCGGAAAAAGUGCACGGGACAAUCCCGAAAGGUCUUGUGGGUGGUUUUGAGUUCACUGUUCUUCAAAGAAUUUUGAAAGAAUGGCACAAAAAGCCAUAAACGUAUGUUGCACAUGAUAAAGGAAAGCAACAAGAGAAGAUUCGCCAGAGAUACUGGAUCAUUAUAUGUUUCAGGGAAACUGCCAACCUACCCCUCCCCUGAACCAACAUUAACACUUUGUUCUCACUUAGGGUAAAAUGUUGGCUUAGGGAAGGGGUAGGUGGGCAGAUUCCCAGAAACGUAUAAUUACUCUCAUAAAUUUCGGAUCAUGACGCCCCAUUUAAGGGGAAAACAAAAACUAAAAAUUAAAGGGCAACACACAAACCAUAAUUAAACCAUUCUCCUAGUAACACUGUAAGAAAUAGUCCAGUUUUUAACAGAUGAUUUGUUUCUUGGUUAGCUGGGCAAUUACUCACUCGAGUCUUAACUGACACAAAUUAGGUAAUCUAUUUAACGAUCACAUGUACACCACCUGGGACGCAAUGCCAAUUAGGCCAAAAAAAGAUAUCCUAUUUAUUUUAAGGAUGGAGGCCUUUAAAAAGCAUACCUUAUCUGGCGGCAUGUACCUAUCUAGCCUAUAUAUGGGAGAACUCCUCCCCCGGUUUUUAGGUUUGUGGUGACAAAUCAGUGUUUGAGAGGACCGUAAAUGACCUAAUUGACGCCCCCUUCCACAGUCCAGGCAUGCGGAGAAGGAAAAUGUUUGGGGAUUGAUUUUGUUGUUGCUUCCUUUCUUAUUUGUUUGUUUAUUUAUUUACGUUUUUUCUUUUUUUGCCUGCCUGUUCGACUAGUGUAUUCACCGAGAUUUGGCGGCCAGAAACGUCCUCGUGGGAAAAGACUACGUUAUGAAGAUCGCUGACUUUGGUCUCGCGCGCGAUAUUUACAAGAGUGACUUGUAUGUGAAGACGACAAGUGGUGUAUUGCCAAUCAAGUGGAUGGCUCUGGAAUCGUUGUUUCAGAAGGAGUACUCAGAGAAGAGUGACGUGUAAGUACAAGUAACAUGCGAAAAGUGUUGAAGGGGUAUGUGUUUAUAUUGAAACUGUGAAAGGUUUGAACCCAGGAGUCAUUUCAAAAGUAGGUUGAGUUUGAUCGUCCGGGUGAACGUAGUCCUGAAUAGGACUGUUGUUGUUGACAGUGACUGACGUUUCGACAACCUGUGCGGUAGUCAUCUUCAGAGUCAAAGUGAGUUGUAUCACGUCAGUUGAUGGUAUUAUACUCUGGUUAUUGAUCUGAUUGGUCAAUUACGUCGCGAUGUUAUUGGUCGUCUGUCAGUUAAGACGUGAUGUUAUUGGCUAUGAAGACUCGUAAUCAGUAAUUGGUGCGUUUCGAUCCGUCUAUUGUCACAGUUAAACAGUCGUCUAUUGUUAGUCAAAUUGUCAUUCUCUCGUAGUUAGUUUUGCUUGAUCUCGUCAAUAAGUAGUUUGUACGGCGCUGGUAACUGUAGCUAACAGUUACCAGCGCCGUCCACAAGCAACAAAUUUCCCGGAUUCCGGAAUCCACAAGCAACAAAUUUUCCGGAUUCUGGAAUCCACAAGCAACAAAUUUUCCGGAUUCUGGAUUCCACAAGCAACAAGUUUCCUGGAUUCUGGAAUCCACAAGCAACAAAUUUGCCGGAUUCCGGAUUCCUUACAUGUGGCGAGUUUUUUAAGUUCUCAAAUUUGGACUCGACUUGUGCCUAUGAAUCACGAAAUGCACUCGCGUUCAUGCGCUUUUUAUAGUACGCGAGAAAGAAAAAAACUGUUGAUCCUUGAUUUACUUGCAUGCCAGUUUGAUGCCUGCUUUCAGUCCGCUGUACUGGAGUUAAGAAGCGUCGUAAUCAUCUGUUUCUACAAGUACACAGUUUAACUUUUUCCAAAUGCAAUCUUAUUCCCUUUCUUCUGCUUAGAGAGUUUAUGUUUUAAACUUUGGCUUUGAACUUUGCAGAUGGUCUUUUGGUAUUUUAUUGUGGGAGAUCUUUACACUUGGCGGGACACCGUAUCCCACUGUACCUAUGGAAUGUCUCCUCGACUUUCUCAGUGAUGGAAAGCGUAUGGAAAACCCUCAAAACUGCCCCUCGGAGAUUUAUAACAUUAUGCAGAAUUGCUGGCUGGAGAAUCGGGAUAACCGACCAGAAUUUGCUCAAAUCAGCACUUUGAUUGGCAAAAUACUCGAGCAACGUGCUUCCCAGGUGAGUCCUUUCAGUCCAGCAAAAUGGUGAAAUAAUUGUGGGGUUUAUGAUUAAAGCACCAAAUUUGGCAUAAUGAUAGUUUAUGACACAGUAGACAAUAUUGGUUAUGGACCCCAUCUAGAUCUAUCCCAUGAUUCCAAAUACAGCAUACUGGAGAUUCUUUGAGUUAAAACAUGAAGAUUUGAGGGAAAUAAAACAGUCGAACCUCUCGGUACGGACACCUCUCUAAUACGGACUCCUGACCGUUACGGACAGUUUCCAAUGUCCUGACAAAAUUCUCAUACAUUUUAUUUUAAAAAAAAACCUCUAUAAUACGGACUCUCUCUAAUACGGCAACGGACACUAAAUCUCGGCCCAGAGAGUAAAUUCAUAUAACUGAACUUAACCUUUAUAUUACCGACGCUGCGGUGAUCAGUCAAUUUCUCAAUUCUUGGUUGACUGUAGUUUGUAUUUCAUAUUAUCAUUAUCAUAUUAUCAAAUUAUCCACUCCCCUCAGGGCAUUUCAGGGAUAAUUUACAACACUGGUUGGGGGACUUUGCCAGACUGCUUAAGGUGCAGUUUACAAGUACUGAAGGAAUGAGUAAUGAUGCCCCCAUACAUGAGUGUGAAAGUGACAUAGACCACUACACCGGGCACUACGUGCCCUACUCUUUACGAAGAGUGUGUGGGUUCUUUAACGUCCCACAGAUUUAUUACAUGUGCAAGGGCUUGUGAGACAGGGCCUACGGUUUAUCGUCCUUAUCCGAGAAGACUAGAAAGUCAAACCGUUUUACAAAGGCAGCACUUUCUUCACAGUUCAGUUUAAAGACCCUGAGUGUUGGUCCGGCCGGGGUUUGAACCAACGGCCUCUCACUCAGCAGACCGGCGCUUACCCCAUUGAGCUAGCCGGGCGGCGGUUUUUUUAUACCUCUAAGAAACUUCUAUACCCUCUGUAACAAUAAUGUUAGGAGUAAGUAAUGCGAUAAGUGGUUGCACGAACAGUUUGUGUAGGCUACCGCAUACGAAAAUGCCCGGUUGUUCUUUUAAUGGUUGUGAUCUGUCGUCAUUUACCAGUGUUUAAAUGCAGCGUAUCAAUUGGACACCUACGGAGCUAUCGGUAAUUUCCUCAACUUACAAAGUUUUUUUAAGAGAAAAUAUGGGAAGGAACGUUUGGGAUUUGCUGUGUAAUUCUUGUCUGCUUUAUACCGCACUGAGGUAUGGGUGUUAUGGAAACUGGGCGUCUUUUUCUCUCAACAGAGAGUUGUAUCCGGGUACAUUAAGUUAGCAGAAGAUAACAACUAUGGCAGACACGAUCACUACCUCGAUCCGCUUGAUUCAGACUCAACAAUUCCUCUGACGAGAGCAGAUGUUUAUGACAGGUUAGUAAGUGAGACCUUUAGAUUCGAGUACGAGAUUUGGCUUUAAGUUUUUUCACAUAAUCUUAAAAAAAGGACACCCAGGAAAGGUUCAUAGUACAUUUUUUCACCAGGAAAGUUAGAACUGUCAUCUUUAUUCAAAGAGGUUAAGCCCCCUACUGGUCGCAAAAUCACAAAAGCUCAAACAUUUAAUAGGUCGUUUCCGCCACCACGACAUUCUUGCAAAAACUCGCGGUAGAAUGACGACGACUAUCACGUUUUCCCGCCAAAAUGACGCUGGUUCACGCGCGAGUACUGCUUAGUAUUGAGAACAUCUCGCGCUCUUUGUUGUACUCGUCUUAAAAUCUAAUAGUCUCUCUUCUUUCCAAUGAGUAUCCGGCUGUUAAUUAUACUCCAGUGAGCCAAUUGCAAAUGCGGGUAACAAGACGGUAGGGGCGGGAAAAGGGGGCGCUUAUGAAGCUUCUCCCUGAAGGAACCAAAGAAGUCUAAGUAUGAGGUUUCUUCAAUUGCAAAGUGGUGAUAGAGCAAAACAACAAAAAGAACUGUGUUAUUAACUAUGUUUUAACUGUAGGCAGUCAAGCCAAAAUAUCGCACUUAGUCCGUCGCCUCCAAUACCACCUGAAAUGGAAAAUGAGCCCGAACCGGAAUCAGACGAGAGACAGCAGAUGCUGGAACCAGAAGAUAACGAUACUUUGUCGGGGAAUGAGAGCGGUAUAGAACUGGAAGAAACUGGAGUUGAGCAGGAUGAGGCCGUGGAACUGAGACCUACAGGAAAGGCCAGAAACUCCCGUUAUAGAAAUACACUAGUCUAAACCGAAUGUUAAUCUUUUUAUUCCUAGGGUUUUACAGUCUUUUUAAUUUUUACAUGUAAGUCUGUCGACAUAUUUUUAGUGUGACCAUUCAAUAUUAUUGAAGCCUCUUUUAGCAGUGAUUUUCCACAAAGCGUUUCAUCACAGGCCUACCAUACUCUUUGUGUCCUGCUCUGUACAUUAAGGCCCCGUUCGGCUACCCUGAGUACAAAUGACUUGCUCGCCUGCGGCGGGAUGGUUCGGUGUCGGGCGCAAGCCGAUAGAUCUUCGGGCCGACACGGGAAACCGCGCGUGAAAAAGUCUCUGGUAGUUAUUUUAUAAAUUAGAAUAUGCCCCAUGAGGAAGUAUCAUAGAAAACUCCUUAGGAUGGGAGUAAAAAAUUGCAACGAUCAAGUGUAUUGCAUAUAGUAUUACUUGUUUAGCGUGUGACGCCAUACGUCACGAUAAUAAAACUAGUCGUGCGAGUGUUCUAUUUAUUAGAUUCAUAUCUCGCCGGAUUUUUGAAAACGUUACCGCCAAAUAGCCCUUUUGCGUCCAACAGUUUUUAUCAACCAAAAACUAAAUUUCCAGAGAAGCCAUUAUAAACACUAACAAUGCAACCAUUGCUUUUUUUCUCUUCCCCUCCUUUCUUCCUCCUCGCUCUUUCUUUUUUUCCUUUCCUUUUCUUUUGUUAGUGUGAUUUUGAAGCUCAUCGGGCCCAAAAAGCCUUCCUUUCAACGGCUUUUUACUCAAAUGACUGCAAAUUUCGUUAGGUUGGUUUUCAAAAAGUCGGCUAGAUAUAUACGUAAAGUAAUCAGAAACAAAUGAAUGUUUUAUCCACUAAACACCCGCGUUAGAAGAAAUUGCGGGUUCAGUUUUCCAGGCUGAAUUUUUUCAAAGCACCAUAGGUAUAAGAGUUAUUCUCCGUUCUACUUAUGAGCCAUGAGCGCUUUUACUGUAGCAAACUGUAAAAAAGGUU
Molecule: messenger RNA, 22919 nt
Organism: Porites lobata
Lineage: Eukaryota; Metazoa; Cnidaria; Anthozoa; Scleractinia; Poritidae
Source: the annotation of a GenBank genome assembly